AACAACUAUCUGAAGUUCACAAUCUGAUCACAUCACCAUCUUCAAUGGACCUGUCAUUGCCAGGCCCAAACGACAAAGACGACGACGUUUUCUUCGAUGCGAUUCAUCACUGCCCCUUUCACCAUUGCUCCGACAUCGCCGAUAAUUCGCCGGAAUCUUCCGCCUCUGCUUCCAUUGUUUGCGGCCCUGACACUCACCCUACAACCUCGGCGACCACAAUCCGGCGCCGUUCAAUUCGCCGUGUAUCGCCUGUUAGGGAAUCGACAGACGCCGAUUCCGAGAGCGAUUUGAUCAACGGUGCCAGCACCAGCUCCCGAAGGAAUCGAAAUCUUGAAAAAUUGAAGGAAAAUGAGAAUUUUGAGGAGAUACGCGAGUCAUAUGAAGGGGAAGUGUGUUCCUUUCCAUCUCCAAGUGUUGUGACCGUAGAAUCGACGUUAACUACAUCUGCAAACGAAGAUGGACCCGGCGAUUCCGCUGACUCGGCGGCGGAACUCGGUGAUUCCCCUUCGAAUUGGCUUGAAUAUGUUGUAGGGUUGUUGAUUAGGGCAAUUUUGUUUCAAAUCAAAAUUUUCUUUGUGUUGAUAAGGUGCCCUAUGUUGUUUAUGUUUCAUGCAUGCAUGUUUUUUGUGGACCCAUUUGGAACAUUGAGAAAGGGCAAGGGUUUUUUGUUGGGGAUAUUUGGUAGAGUGUUGUGUUGUGUUGGUCCUUCAGCUCAGAGAUGGUUCAGGGAGCACAAGUCAUUGUUGGAUGUUGCCUUUAGGUGUGGAUGGGGUUUCUUGUGGUCAAUCUAUGUUUGUUGCAUUUUGUUUGCUCUUUUAGUUUCCUCAAUUGUGGUUAGUGUGUUUUUGGUGAAGUUCUUGGUGGAGAAGCCAUUUCAGAUGAGGCAAGUUUUGAAUUUUGACUACACCAAGCAGAGUCCUGUUGCAUAUGUUCCUAUAAUAUCAUGUGCUGGUGUUGGUGUCGGGCAAGCUUCGGAAAAUGACAUAGUAGUUAGUAAGUGGAUGGGUGGAAGGAUUAUACCUGCUAAACAAAAGGUGCAGGUCACUGUUUCAUUGCUGGUGCCAGAGUCAGAUUACAACAAAAAUCUUGGGGUGUUUCAGAUCAGGGUAGACUUCUUAUCUUCUAAUGGUAAAACAAUUUCAAGUUCGAGCCAACCUUGCAUUUUAAAAUUCAGAAGUGAGCCUAUCCGCCUAAUAACGACUUUCCUCAAGAUUGCUCCUCUUGUUACUGGUUAUAUAUCAGAAACCCAGACCCUGAACAUCAAGAUGAGAGGCUUUGUUGAAGGGGAUGUACCUAUUUCAUGCCUAAAAGUAACCCUUGAGCAGCGAGCAGAAUAUCUACCCGGUGCUGGCAUUCCUCAAAUAUACGAGUCAUCCAUAUUUAUUGAAGCAGAACUUCCCCUAUUCAAAAGGAUUAUAUGGCAUUGGAAGAUAAUCAUAUUUAUAUGGAUCACAAUGAUGACAUUCAUGAUGGAGUUACUCUUUGUUCUAGUGUGUUGUUGGCCUAUAAUUAUUCCAAGAAUCAGGCAAAGAAGUGGUUCUGAUCGCGGUACUGGUACCCAAAACAAUCUUCAGGCACCAAGUUGAGACUAAUUAUUUUCCCCGGCUUCGUGACAAUGGUGAAAAAAGUUUUUCAUUGUCCAACAGUAUAACCUAGCAUAUUCUGACGUGUAGAUCUCAGUUAGUGAGGCAUCCUAACUUAAAUUCUUUUUUUUCUUCCUACUUUUCUUUCUGUAAUUUCCUUUCCGAUCACAA
This is a messenger RNA of Gastrolobium bilobum, 1754 nucleotides long. RefSeq names its product seipin-2-like. Gene Ontology annotation, cellular component: endoplasmic reticulum membrane. The transcript has 2 exons. NCBI's taxonomy places the organism in Eukaryota, Viridiplantae, Streptophyta, Magnoliopsida, Fabales, Fabaceae. Gene Ontology annotation, biological process: lipid storage; lipid droplet organization. The coding region runs from base 45 to 1586 and encodes 513 amino acids. The record is from RefSeq and is a predicted model, not a curated record.